Penicillium riverlandense is the source of this 735-nucleotide messenger RNA. RefSeq lists its product as uncharacterized. The transcript has 8 exons. The coding region runs from base 1 to 735 and encodes 244 amino acids. The record is from RefSeq and is a predicted model, not a curated record. Gene Ontology annotation, molecular function: oxidoreductase activity. NCBI's taxonomy places the organism in Eukaryota, Fungi, Ascomycota, Eurotiomycetes, Eurotiales, Aspergillaceae.
AUGCCGGCGGUCCGGUUCAACCAGGAAGAAGGUGGCGCAGAUGGCUUCGGGUCCGGUAUUGUGGACAGGUUCAGCAAGGAAGGCUGGAACGUGAUCCUGAUGGAUCUCAGUAAAGACAAAGGGGAGGCAAAGGCAAAAGCCAAACCAAAACUGCAGUUUCUUCUUUGGGAUGUGACGAACAGAGAGACCUGGAAGGAGGCCCUUGAUUGGGCGCAAAAUGACUACGGUCGGGUAGAUGUGGUUGUUAAUAACGCAGAACCACCAUUCCCUUUGCAUGAGAAGUCAAUUGAAGAGUACGACAGAAUAUUCAGCAUUAAUGUUAAGCCUAUCUUUUUGAGUGCCCAAGUGUUUGCUCUGUUCAUGCUGGAACAGGGAUCUGGCGCUUUCAUCAACAUGACAAGCACUGGGUGCAUUCGACCUCGUCCUGGAUUCGCUAUUUACAAUGCCUCCAAAGCCGCCGUCACUUUAUUUACCAAGACAAUGGCCUUGGAGUACGCACCCACAAUUCGAUUCAACUGCAUCGCCCCUCCCGUUGGGAACACCGCCAUGCUGAGGGCUACAAUCGGUGAGGAUGAAACGUCCGCCGCCAAACUUCGCAUGGUGGAAGAUUCUCUACCUAUGAAACGAGUCACACAGCCGACGGACAUUGCGAACGCAGCUUGGUAUUUGGGUUCAGAUGAAAGUCCGUUUGUGACAGGAACCACCUUGGAAGUUGACGGCGGUCGAGGAAUUUGA